This is a messenger RNA of Lemur catta (Ring-tailed lemur), 904 nucleotides long. RefSeq lists its product as uncharacterized. Lineage: Eukaryota; Metazoa; Chordata; Mammalia; Primates; Lemuridae. The record is from RefSeq and is a predicted model, not a curated record. The transcript has 3 exons. Bases 1 to 693 code for a protein of 230 amino acids. Gene Ontology annotation, molecular function: nucleic acid binding; zinc ion binding.
AUGAAACCAUCGACCUUGUCUAAGGCGACCAGCCACACUCCACCAGACACCUACUUCAAGUGCAGUAAGGAAGGCCACUGGGCCAACCGGUGCCAACAGCCACAUCUACCCACCACUCCUUGCCCAGCAUGUGGUCAAGAGGGACACUGGAAAAGUGACUGCCCCUGGACAAAUGUCCGGAGAGUCAGUCCUUCCAUCUCUAAACCUGCCGAUGGCAGUUUUGGGUCUGGCUGCCAAAGACUGAAGAGGCCCCGACUCAGUGACCCCAAUCACCCUUGCCAAGCCCAGGGUAACAAUCAAGAUCUACUGACAGCUGAAAAAGGAGGGACCUGCAUCAUCCUUCAGAAGGAAUGUUGCUACUAUGUCAAUGACAGGCCCCCUCCAAAGUUCAGCUGUCUAAGCCUACUGUCACAUACCUUGGACUUAGUCUCACCCCCACUUCCCCUCAUCUCACUGUUGAUCGCCAGCAGGCUCUUCGCGACCUCCAGUCACCCACCACUGCCGAACAAAUCCUGUCCUUCCUCAGGCAACUUCUCCAUGCCCACGCAGACCAAUAUCUGCCUCAGCUGCAGGAAACCUACUCUGAUAUCUCUAACACUGGUAUACAGCCUGGUGACUCAGAGAAAUGCUGCUACUACAUCAACAAAUCCAGCCUAUUUCUUCAACACCGCCUGCAGGAAUUAUCCAGAGUGACAGUAAAUCAGAUACUUCUUCACCCCUACUCUCCCCUUCCAGUCACCCCUCCACCAGCUGACUCCAACCCAUAGGCCCCACUACACCCCUCAAAAGUAGGAAGUAGCCAGAAAGACCAAGAUGCACUAUUCUCACUAAAAGGCUGGAAUGUAAGGCUGGUGGCAGGCACCCCUCCCCUCCCUAAUGGAAAAAGAAGCCCACGAGACCUGCC